Micropterus dolomieu (smallmouth bass) is the source of this 3213-nucleotide messenger RNA. RefSeq names its product TraB domain containing 2B (gene trabd2b). Gene Ontology annotation, cellular component: organelle membrane. Bases 302 to 1573 code for a protein of 423 amino acids. Lineage: Eukaryota; Metazoa; Chordata; Actinopteri; Centrarchiformes; Centrarchidae. The record is from RefSeq and is a predicted model, not a curated record. The transcript is spliced from 6 exons. Gene Ontology annotation, biological process: negative regulation of Wnt signaling pathway. Gene Ontology annotation, molecular function: metalloendopeptidase activity; Wnt-protein binding.
AAACUUUCGGAGCGCACCGCGGAUAUUCUCCAUAGAGUUUUCAGCUCCUGCUUCGGAACUUCGCCGAGUUAUAGGAGACAGAAAAAGUGUCAGACAGAAACGACUAAGCUGAGCCGCUGGAAUGGCGAAGGGGCGGAAUGGUCCUCCAGCCGAGCGGCACAUGUGAGCCAAGAGGCCACCGGUACUUUUUUUUUAAUAUUUCAAAGCAGACGGAGACAGAGCAGUAAAAAGAAAGUAUAUAGGAGAGACAUAUAAAGUCUCGGAGAGCUGACUGUCAGAAGUGUCCUGUCACCUAGACACGAUGGUCUGUCUGCCGGGAUUCAGCUGGGUCUUCCUGAGCGCGCUCCUGCACACUGUGGCACCCUGGGGCGCACACCGACCGGACAGACCGAGGCAAUGUGACGCACCAAAAUCGCAAAGUGACAUGAACUCUUUCCUGUGGAGAGUAAAGCGUGCUCCUCCUCACACCCCUUCUUACUUAUUUGGUACCAUCCACGUGCCCUACACUCGAGUAUGGGACUUCAUCCCCGACAGGUCCAAGCAGGCUUUCCACAACAGCCGCAAUGUUUUCUUUGAGCUGGACCUGACCGACCCUCUGACCAUCUCCAAGCUGACCAGCUGCCAGCUGCUCCCCCAUGGGGAAAACCUGCAGACCCUGCUACCUCGAGACUUGUACCGCCGCCUCAAACGUCACCUGGACUAUGUCAAACACAUGAUGCCUCACUGGAUGACUGCUGACCAGCGUGGCCGAGGCCUGUAUGCUGACUACUUGUUCAACGCCAUUGCGGGAAACUGGGAGAGGAAACGGCCUGUGUGGGUGAUGCUGAUGGUCAACUCAUUGACGGAGUGGGACGUUCGGUCAAGGGGGACGCCUGUGCUGGACCUGUUCUUGGCUCAAGAGGCUGAAAGGAUGGGAAAGACGACAGGGGCAGUGGAGCGGGUGGAGGAGCAGUGUCACCCCCUCAACGGGCUAAACUUCUCUCAGGUGCUGUUUGCUUUGAACCAGACACUGCUGCAGCACGAGGGUGUCCGAGCAGGCAGCCUGCAGGGCUCCUACACCACCGAAGACCUCAUUACCCACUACAACUGUGGUGAUCUCAGCUCUAUCAUCUUCAACCAUGACACCUCACAGCUGCCUCACUUCAUCAACAGCUCCCUGCCUGCUCAUGACCGUAUGACAGCCCAGCAGAUCGACAGCUACUUCCGGCAGGAGCUCAUCUACAAACGCAAUGAGCGAAUGGCUCGCCGUGUGGCCUCCUUGCUGCAGAGAAAUCCCAACCAGACGUACUUUUUUGCUUUUGGUGCAGGUCACUUCCUUGGGAACCACAGUGUGCUGGACAUCCUGAGGCAGGAAGGCUAUGAGAUCGUCCACAUGACCCCUGAUCACCAAGAGCCCGUCACAGAGUGUGCAGAUACAUGUGGACAUCAACAGAGCCCAUCAAACAGAGAAAGAAAGAAACAACUCAGCCAGUUCACAUCUGUCUUAUUCUCUCUAGAGUCGAGCUAUUUAACCUCAGAAGAUUUAUUGAAGUGCAAAGUAGAUACGGUCCAAAUUGUGCUGUGUAACAAAUAAAGCUCAACUAUACAUGAAUCCUUUGAUACCUCAUCAACUCCCUCACCUUCCUCCCUUGCUCUUUCCCCCCUCCUAUCCUUGCUCUCUCCCCUGGCUGCCAAAGGCGAGCUGCCAGUGGUGGUUCUGCCUGUUCUCAGCAGCCACCGGUACCAUCGUCAACACAAACACACACAAUGUGUAUGCAGGCAGAGUGGAGUGGUGCACAGUGCCAAGGAGCAGGGUUGUACACACACUCAAACUCACACAGAGGCUUGGCGUCCGGCAACAUUUUCUUCUACAAUCCCUCUUAACAUCUCAGUGUGUUUGUGUGCACCCCCUGUUCUUUGGCACAGAGCAACUCACCUCUUACCUAGGAGGUUGAUCCAUGGGCCCAUAAAAUUGUAACAAAAGCCACUUGAAUCAGGGUGAAAAUGGAAAAACGAGGCAAAACAAGGGGCAUCUCUUUAAAAGCAGUAAAUACAUCCUCCAUCCAUCCACCCGGGGCUUUUACAAACUUCUAACUGCAAACUACAGCUGUUAAUGUCCCUAUCUCCCUCCGCCCUGUUUGCAGAGUUGUGGGCUUUAGCCAGUGGUUCUGGUUUAAAAAGCUGACAAGUGGACUGACUUGCUGUGGUCACAAAACACUUGCGCGUGCGGCACACACUAGGCAACCGCACGACCACACACUUACACGUGUGCAUGCACGCAGACACUUUUAGCUCCCUGAUACAAGGUGACAUGACAGGCAAGGAAAAACACCGCAAGACUGCUCAAAGAGAGGUGUUUAUGAAAGCUGUUAGCCUCAGACCAGAACCGAUUGGCAAAAGGUCUUAAAGAGUGAUUAUACGACUGAAUGACAGAGCAGAGCAGAGCAGGGUUUGGCUCUACAGUAGCUUGACCGCGGGCCUGGAGCUAUCAUCAUCUUGACCGGGGAGGGGGCAGUAAAAGUAGAAGUGCAGAACAUUAAAUUUAUGAUGACCAGAGAGACUAAACUAAUUAUGAGUGAGCAGUGGAAAUAAUGACCAAGAUCCUUCCUACAAUCUAUAAUAUCAUGUUUAGUAAUAUGAUUUAAAAAAAUCUGACAUUAACGUAGAAAAUCCUGUUACUGUAUUUUUAGACUUUCUGCUGCUUGUUUCAUUGCAACACCCUUAGUUGACGUUCACACUAGGUUCUUUUUGAUAUUCUACCUUGAGACACAAAGUCACAUGCGAGCCAUAUUGACAGGGAUAUAAAAACAGAGGAGAAAGUAUGAGUAAUGGGUGGAAGAAAGAGGAGCAUGGUAAAUGUUUUCGAGGAGAGGUCGGUGAUUCUGGGUGGUCUGCUUUGGGUAACAGUACAGCCACAAGAGUUACAACUUCCCCUAAUGUUGCCUGCUGAGUAUUUCUGCCACUCAGUACAGUGUUUAUAAGGCAAGGCGGCCUAUGUGGUGCUCAUGUCCUUGAUUGAAGUCAAGAGCUGUAAGUGGAAAGCAAUAGACUGUUCAGAAACCACAAACGAUAACAUUCACUGGCAGCCACUUUGAAAUCUUAGAAAAGCUAAACCUAUAUUUUCAAUUAUGAUCCACUCAAAGACACAAAAACAUGCUUAUUUUCCCUCUAUCAAAGUCCAAGCCUUCGGCGAGACCUUUGAACACACCAAGGAUGUAGCCUUUUAAUAUUUGU